CGCCUACUUUUGGAACAAAUGAAGUGGAUCAGACGCAUGAGGCAGUGGCGCCGACUGGUGCAGACAUCACGUGACCUGUUCGACGGCUCUACUGUGGAAGCGUUCAUUACAUGUUGUUAACGGGGGUUGGGUUUCAAUUCGACAGGAGUGUAGAGUGAGAGUUUUGUCAAAUGUAAACGUAGGUGAUCCGUGAUUGUUGGGUUGUUGCCUGUGUUGUGGAGGGAAAUAUUUAUUCAAGUUUAUGUUUUUGUGUGGUUGUAUCGCUUUAAAUGAUAUUUUGAUCGCGUGAGUGUAGUUCUCGCACAUACAUUCAGAGCAUCAAGACCACGAAGCCAGAGUAAAAGUUAUUUAAAUAUGAGAUUUUCCUAGCAGAGGCAUAGGCUUUGCUUUACAGAGUUGCUCUGACAAUAUACAGGCUACCCCACUUAAUGUGGAACCCACCACAGCAACAGUGAGCAAACUACCAGGAAAUGAAUUAGUCACAAUGCAGAUCUUAACCAUCACAUGCUAUACAGCAUUCCAGGCUUCUAGCAAAUCACCAAGUGACCUCGGACCUAUAUCGUUAGAAGGUCUAUCUGCACCUUAGUAAUAUGCAACGAGAAGACUGAAGCACUUGCACGUAUGAUGGACACCUCAAUCCUGGUGUUCAUACUAGCCAUUGUUAAUCAUGCUCAAGGAUCACAAGUGUCUGACGGCACACGAGUGUGUGCGUACAUGUACAAGACAGUGGAGCAUCUCUCGAUUCACAACGCAGAUGACUAUGAGAGCUCUGAAGACUAUGGGGCCGCUGAUGUGCAGGGAAGUGCUCCAGAGCAGCAGGAGAAAUGUAAGAAAGCUUCCAACUUCUGUUAUGCUCUGUGGAAGGAGGAGGCCAAUGGCACCAGCAUCUUGGGGCAGGGAUGCUGGGAAGUGUCAGGCAAGCAAGACUGCCAUCAGAACGCAUGUGUUGCCAACAAGAAACCACCAAAAGCACUAAACAACACCAAGUUCUGCUGUUGCAACGGAGAUCUGUGCAACAUGAAUGUGUCUGACGUGUACGUCGCUUCCCAGGCAGAUGAUUCCCAUAUUGAGUCCCCAGCAACAGAGUUUCUGGAGCAGCCGGCUACAGACAAGCUUACUUGGAUCAUCCCUUUGGUGUGCGUGGGCACAUUUGUGGUGGUAAUGAUGGGUGUGUUGGUAUACCGGCUCUGUCACGGUGGUGCCAUGGGCGUCUGCAAACCAGCACCUGAUGCCGUCCAUCUCAUGGAGAAUGGAGGUGCCAAUGGCCUUCAUUCUGGCAGCUAUGCUCUUGAGCACCUCAAACUUUCCAAUACUGUCGGUCAGGGUCGUUAUGGGUCAGUGUGGAAGGGAACGGUCAAUGACAAGGAGGUGGCAGUAAAGAUCUUCCCCAGCCAUUAUCGCAACUACUUCUACAAUGAACGUGACAUCUACUGCCUUCCAUUUAUGGACAAUCCUGCCCUCCUUACCUACUUUGGCUAUGUUGAACGAGAGAGUUUAGAAAACUGUUUGGAGUAUCUGCUGGUUUUGUCUUAUGCCCCAAAUGGUUGUCUGCAAGACUAUCUCAGAACGAAUGUGUUGGAUUGGCCCACAUUCUGCAAGAUGUCCUUAACUGUAGCGAGGGGCCUUGCCCACCUACACACAGAUGUGAGAAAAGGAGACAAGUUGAAACCGUGCGUCAGUCACCGGGACCUGAAUUCCCGUAACAUCCUGGUGAAGGCAGACCUGUCCUGCUGCCUGUGUGACCUUGGUUUUGCUAUGAAAAUCUCUGGUUCUAAGUAUUUCCACAAUGGGGAAGAGCAACAUGCAGAAACCAAGUCCAUUAAUGAUGUGGGCACGCUGCGCUACAUGGCACCUGAAGUGUUGGAGGGAGCGGUAAAUCUCAGGGAUUGUGAAUCAUCGCUGAAACAGAUAGAUGUGUAUGCCUUGGGUCUGGUUCUUUGGGAGUUGGCAUCGCGAUGUUCGGACCUGUACCAGAGUGGUGCGGAGACACCUCCAUACAGACAGCCAUUUGAAGCUGAAGUUGGUCACCACCCCACAUUUGAACAGAUGCAGGUUCUGGUGUCUCGCCAUAAGGCACGUCCCUUGUUCCCUGAGUUGUGGCGUGACUGGACUGCUGUCAAGCUGGUGCGGGAGACAGUGGAAGACUGCUGGGACCAGGAUGCGGAGGCCAGACUCACUGCACUUUGCGUCGAGGAACGGCUCCAGGAAUUACCAACACUGUGGGACCGCCAGAGAGGAACAAUGUAUGUAUCAGGAGUUAGUCCAACAGUGAACCCCACCUUUCCUAACAGCGGACAACAAGCCCAGCUUGUCGCAACUGUGCGCAGCAGUGUAAAUAACAAUACAGGAGCCGCAGUUGUGUCCAGCGGAUUGCUGGGCGACUCAAACAGGCAGCUGCUACUGGAUUCAGGGGAGGAUACAGGCUGCUCUGUUCGGUCUGGAAGCCAGAGCAGUGCCACAUUUGGUAAGGACACACGAGAGUCAACCAUAUCGGAGGGAACUGUAGAAACAAUGGUGACCAUGUCCCCAUCUGAGCCACACCCGGACCCAUCAUACAAGAACUCCAAUCACACGGCAACACUUGUAAACAGUUACGGUGUGUCAUCAGGCAUUCAGUCCCUGUCACGAGGGGCCUUGCAACCAUACCAGGGGCGAAACCCAUGCAUGGAACGGAACCUGAUGCUACAGGCUCCGUCAGACGAGGAGCUGUCUUGCAAUGGCAACACGCUGGUGGACCGCUCCUCUAAGCAUGCCGCUGGCCAGUACAUGGCAUCAUUUGAGUCUCAGUCAUUGGUAUCACAUGACUACCUGGGCAUGUCGCAGAGUGUGAACAACAACAGUCUGCGUCCUGCCACGCCCAUUCCUUACGUGCAGAAUGCUGUGUAUGAUUCCAGUAACACUACCACGUACGCCACCAUCCCCAAGCAGCCAAACAUUCCUGGGAAUGGUUCUGCCUUGAGUGAUGGAAACAAAAGUGCAUCAAGGUGGGGCAACUGGGGCAGGAGCGGUGGGUGGGGAGGACUACGCAAACUGCUGGACUCGAAGAAGUAUUUGCUCUUUGGAAUGUACACAGCCAAAGACAGAUGUGGCAGUGAACAGACUAACAGGAUGUCAAAUGUGAAUAAAGACAGUGAUGCUCUGAUUGAAAGUGAUGAGUCCAAGUCAAAUCUUUUAGUCCGCCAGAAUGGGUUAACACCAGCCCUAAAGAAAUCACCCAUGAUAAUGGAGACUCAGGUAUGCCUCCUCCCAGCAGGUGGGAAGAAGAAUGGGGUGGUGACAUCAGUUAUGUCUCCAUUAAACCAAUGCAAUGAAGAUACCCAGAACAACAAGAGUAUCAACGAGGAAGAGGUCUCCAAAACAUCCAAAAACCGCCGACCAUCAACCCUGCCGCUCAUUAAGCCAAAUGCCGGCUCACGACAAAGCCUUGAGGAUCAUUUCCAGCAAGUGUUUGGCACUCGGAACUCUGACUCGACCACGCGCCUUUUGAAGGAUCCUAAUUCUCGUAUUAAAACGCCUGGCGACGUCCCCCCAUCCGUGAGGCGGAUACGCGGCAAAGGGAAGUCCGGUGCCAGAUUUUCACUUUACGAUGACAGGAUGAUGACAGGCAAUUGCUAUGGACCAGAAACUGCUUUGUCACCAGGUGGUGGGAAGUCCAUUAAGAAUGGUAGCGUUGGUCAAACGCUGUCUGGCUCAGUACCAACCAACAUAGACAUUUCUUGUAACAGAACUGUGUUGAAGCGUAAUGGAGUGAUGGCUGCAUCAAGUUUCUGAGGCAGCUGCAACUUAACCAGGGAAGUUUUGCAGGUAUCUCACAGUAGAUGUAAUAGUGCACCACUUGAUGCACGUGUGUUUGGAUGAAGUAUCUUGCACUGCUUGUGGAAACGGUAUCAUGCAGCAUACAUUGGGAUAUUCCCUUCCACAGUAGGCAUAAAUUUGGUGAUAAGAAAUUUGUCAUUAUUAUUAGAUUUAAGGUGAAAGAAGUGCAUGAACUAGUCUUACGUCUUUGUCUCUUUCGUGUAUUUUCUAUCAUUAUAGUAACACUACGUAUUCUGUUCUUACGUAAAUGCUUUUACAAUUAUUUAGCAUCAUUUUUGGCAAAACUGGCAUGGAACAAAUUGAAAUCUGAAAAUUUGGAAAUUGAAAAUAUUUUAUUUAAUUCUAUUUGCUUUAGAGUGUUAGGAUAUCCCUGAAGCUCUCUCCUGAGAAAUGAUUGGCUGGAAAGUGAAGCUGACUGUGCACCUCCAUCAACUGCAGAGGUUAAUGAUUUCUGUGAUACCUCCCUGCUCCCAUUCUAUCUGCAGCUCAUUUUCUUAAGCACAGAGACAGCUUCUGUUAUCAGCAUGCAAAAUGUUACGUGGUUCUACUUUUAUUCUAGACUUACAAACCACGUGCUACUAUAUUAAAAUUAGUGUAAGGGAAUCAUAUAUAUAAGAUUAUCAUGAAAAUCAGUCUAUUACUUCAAAAGUUAUAAAUUGGAGAUAUGAUAAUAGCAUAAACUUCAAUCACCUUUGUUCGGUGGCUAAAUAGCUAUCUCUCUGAUAAUAAAACCCGAAGAUUGGACAGUUCUGCUUUAACUCGGGGGAACUCGCCACUGAAUAGACCACCUCAGCACAGUAGAAUUAUGGUUGUUGAGUGGAAUGGCAUGCCAGUGUUAUAUGACAUGGAUGUCACGUCACUCGUGAGUUGCUUUUGACCUAGAAAUUUUAAAUUUGGUAGUAUCUGUUGUCAUGCUGAUUGUGACAGAGCGUCUCGGUUUUUUAAUCGUACGUCGGUGACGUCCCUGUCAACAGCUUUGUUUCCACAUCAGUGCUUUGAUACUACAUGAACAAGUGAAAUGUGUCGUGCACGGUUCAGCUUUUUACUCUGUGCGGAAUUUGAACCAGGAACCAAGACCUCCAGUGCCUAUGCAGGGCUGCCAACCCUGUGAAAAUGUACAACCAUUUACAAAAAUUUAUUGUACAAAUUUGAUGUGCAACAACUAAACCUGCGUACAAAUAUUUUUGUUUGUGAUGGAGAUGCCAACCGUCACGGCAGCAAUUUACUUGUUCAACCAGCCACGUGUGUCACCUUUUAGCUCAAAAUGAGCUUUUUUUUUUUUUUGCUGUAAGUGGAAUUAUUUCUUGUUCUGAAUGUGAGGUUUGCCCACCUUGCAACUUUUUGUCAUUUAUUUUGCGAGAAUUGUGCCGUGUGCUUCUCUCAGUCUCAGAUGCCAAGUAAUUCAUACCUCAGACCUGCAAUUUGUUGGAGAAUGCCUGUUUGAAAAUCCGUUUCAUUAACCCUUUUCAGUCCUUUGAUGUGAUUUCAGGCGUACCGUAGCAGUACUUGUGCUGUUACAAGAAUUUGCUGUAUUCAGGUGCCAUUGGUCUGUUUAAGUCUGAAAAGUCUGCUGUUAAAUCUUCUCUUCUCUAAGUAAUGCUUUUGUUUCAGUUGAGAGCAUUUGGUUUCAGAGUAGUAAAUAUUACAUGUGUAAUUGUGCCCUUGAAAGGAUAUUUGUGCCCUGGUACUGAGAUGAAGCUUCGACAGCUGCGUAGAGUACUAGUCAGCUUUGGUUUUGCUCCACUUCAGACACAGUUAACCAUCGUUAGUGCAAUUUUUAAGGCUCCAGGAAGCCUGUUAUAAUCGUGAAACAAUUGUAAGAAAAUUAGGUUGAUAAAUUAUAUAUUUUCUGGUCAUGUCCUUGAAAUUUAAAUAAGGAGUUACUUAAAUGUUUUGUAGGUGGUUCGGCAAACGGUCGUAUUAGUUGCACGUAAAAUCGUUAUCUCUGCUGUAAUAAAAAUUCUUAUUAAAACAGCAGUGAAACUAAAGCAUAAAUGUAUGUAAGAAUCUUCUUUCUUCGAACAUUUGCAAUUGACAGUGUAUCAGAAUGAUAAAUUAUUUCACCAUUAUGUGCGUUGGUAAGGUGAACUGCCGUAAGUUUGGACAUAUCUCUCAUGUUUGUGCACACAGUCGUUGCUUCUAACUUACAAGCACAGCGCACUUUCAACUUCUGACCGUCCGGGGUCAUGUGUCUUUCAGUGAUGCACUUCUGUCUUGUUGCACACAGUGAAUGAUUCUGUAACGUGCAUCUCUUUAGCGUGAGAAAGUGAAAGGAACUUGACAUGGUUGUUUGCAUGCAAGGUCAAACCUAGCCUUGUAAGAUUAACAUAUGUCAGUUGUUGCUGCCCAUCAACUUGUUUUUUCUGUGGUUUUGUAUUUUGCCACCAGAAGUCACCUCCUGCCUUUGUCAGAAGUGAUUGAGAUCAUUUGCUUUGGAUUUGGGAGGUACAGAUUACUAUUAACUGACCUAUCGCUGGGUUUUAUAAUACAGUUGGGUGUCAUGUGUGAUGUACCGGGCCAUGACACCAGCUAUCCUCACUGACGUUCACUAAUAUUUUAUUAUUGGUGUGCAAAUGUGUAAUAAUUGCCUGAUGAUGUAGUCAUAAUUGUUAAUUGAAAUUUCUAAGCUUCCAUUUGUGCUACUUAAUGAUGCACAGUGUUUCUUCAGUUGAUCUUUAAACUUGGACUCGGACUACGCGGUGUCUGAAACUUCUUAGUAACAAAGUUGUAUGACAUGUUAAGUGUUGCUCAGGCAAAGCUGUCCAGUACAGGAAAAAUGAUAGCAUUUGUGAUAAUCGCAUGAUCUGUUAAUAUAAGAAACUGCGCAAUAUAUUGUAUGGACAAGAAAUGUCGCAGAGCUGCCUACCUGUGAGGAGGCAGUACAUCAGUAUCAUCAUGAAAUGACAGCAGUUGAAAUUAUUUAUUUAUUUAUAGUUUAAAGAAAAUGUCAAGCUCCUCAUGUUUAUAUGAUUGAGUCUCGCAUUGAUAUUGUUACACAUUCAGAACAUUUAGCUGGAAACCCUUUCAUUGCUUGGCAGUAAUUUUUGCGUGUAAUCUAAAUGGAGAAACAUUUGUUUUCACCAUUCAAGGCAUUUUAUAGGAUUCAAAGAGAAGAUAUGUAAAUCUCCUCUCUCACAGAGUUGAAUUUCUGACGCUGUGAAUAUAAUAGUCGGGUUUGCUUUGUGCCACAGUUUACAGUUGCUAUUGCGCCUGGCACAGGUUUCCCAUGGCUUGUAAUCAAGGCCUGAUUAAAAGUUGUAAAUUUUUGCGUAGCAGUAAAAGGGUUUGUCAGUCUUGAGGAUGUGUUGCAUGUUUAUGUUAUGCAUAUAUUUAAGAAACGCUUUAUUUUUUGCUUUACUAUAUAAUGCAAUAUUAUUUCAGUUUACUAGUGAUAUUUUCCACAAAAUGGAAAACUCUUUUUUGUUUUUGUGUACACUAUUAUUAUUAUUAUGUUAUGAAAUGCAUAGCAUUUCCCAAGCAACAGAAAGCUUGCAAAACAAUUGAUAUUUUAUUGCAAUGGUUAUACAGCUUCAGUUUGUGUCAUUGUUUGUAUUUUUUAUAAUGAUGUUACUUUAUCCCUAUUAUUAUUAUUAUUAUUAUUAUUUUUGUAUAUAGUACAGAUAUUUGUAGCCAAGACCUGCCGAAUUGUUGCUUUUCCAAGUUCCUCAGCUACUGAUGAUUAACAAGUGGCUUAACCUGUUGGAAGUUGGUUUCUUUUUUUUGUGAGUGUAACCUCAGAUUUGUUGGUUAGAGAUUGGAAAGGUCAUCUUAUCAUAAGCAAAGACAUUAAUAAGUAAGAGUAACACUGUUAAUAGUUGAAGUACAUGAGGAAUGUCUAAAAGAAAAUAUGAAGCAUGCUUAUAAUCAGCCAUUUUAAAAAUAUAAUUUUUAUGUAGUCCCUGUGGGCAAAAUUAAUAUCAAAAUCCAUUUCUAACAAAAUCAGAAGGCUUGUAGCCAAACGUGACGUCAAGACGGUUCAUGUUCCGCGAAAGAAAAAAUAUAAACAUGGUCAGGCCGUUCAAGGAAGAUUUGUGUCCGAAAGUCCCCGGCAUGUACCAUAUUCCACGUGAAUGCGGGAAAGUAUAUGUAGGUCAAACUGGGAGAUCCAUUGAGGUUAGACGCAAAGAGCAUAUCAGACAUCUCCAACAGCGUGAGCUGUUUGACUUGCGGGUUAUAUGGACCACAUCGCAAAGGAAGCAACAGAAAUUCAACAGAACCGGGAACUUUCAACAGAGACGGAGGUUUUUCAUUGAGCCAGGCCUGGUACCCAGUGACGAACAAGUUAUCCAAUCGGAAAAAUAGGUUAAAAUUAGCAAGUUCGUCACUCCGCGCACCAGUCCAGUGGCUGACGUGCAGCCAGUAAUACGGGGCCGUUGGAGGGGAUCUCCUACAGCUUCAGUACCCUGAGGAAAGUACUUUUUUCUUUUGGACACAAGCCUUGAAAAUCUUGCUAAUUAGAAAGACAAGCACAUAGUGUUACUCAAGAGGAGUCAAAUGGAGAUUUGACUUAGGCAGAUGCAACCAGGUGCCCCAUUUAUUUUUUUUUAAAUUUUGUCGUAUUUAUUGAUCCCUACGGUGUUUCCUUAGACAUGUACUGUGAUAUUGCCCUGUCUUGAUUUUCCAAACUGCUAUUCAUCUGGAUUUAACUGGCUUAGGAUCAUGCUUGGUGGCAGGUAUCGGCAGUGUUGAAUCAUUAGUUCUGUUACAGGAGAGUUCAUAUUUUACUUUUUUGAGUUGUAGUAAGAUGGCCACUACACUAAAUUUGUUAAUGUGACAGCAUUUUAUUAUGCAUAUAUAUGUAGCUGUAGUGAUCCUUGGAAAGGCAACUAUUGUUAAUUACCCCUGCAGCAGCAUUGCGUCUUACGGAUUGUCUGGAUUCUGCACACCGAGUCUUGAAUUUUUAUGCAGCUGUAUCAACUGUUUGCAUCUCACAUCACAUCCUUUCAUUGGAUGGCACCAUCCUAACAGAGACCCGUUCAUCCUCAUUACUGUUUGGUAAUUUGAUACAUCGGAGAACACAUCAUGUCUCAUAAUUUCCGUACAUGGCUAAACUAAAGUUAGUGUUCAUAAGUAUGUCUGUCUCCUGUUAUAAACAUUUGCACUGAGAAGUUAUUUCUGCUCUAAACCUCAGCUAAUUUUCACAGGGGAGUCUGACCACUAUAUGAAUUAUACUCAUUUUGAGGCUAUUGUAUGCAUCGUGGUUGAUUUAGCAGUAUUUUAAUCGUAAAUAGUUCAAGAGAAAUGUUGUGCCUUAAAGGUGAAACAAUUGAAGGUAGUUCAGGGCUUCUAUAAUAAGAAACUGAACAAGAGCAAUGCUUGUGUAAUGGAAAGUUGCUACUCUGACUGCUUUCAGGAAAAUAAUAAUUGCUUCCCCCCAAAUGCAGCAGGCUCUUGAUUAAAAGUUAUUGACCAUCAGACAACUACAAUAAUAAUAAAUUGGGUCAUGCCUGUUUUCUUCCCAACUCAUAAUUAUCCUGUAUUUUAUCAUAAACGUGUCUUAUGUGAUUAAAGCUUAUAACAGAAUGCGAUAUUUUUUUUACAUUGCUCUGUAAAUGGCAAACAAAGCUUAAGGAGUUUGAAGACAUCCCCAACUAACCAUGUAACCAUUAGUUUCAAAGAGAGUGGUAAUUUAAAGAUAAUUGAAUUCUGUUUGUACACGUGGAAUAUGUGGGGUUGUGCUUGAAGUCAGUGACGAGGUUAGGUUGACAUGUGGAACAAAUUACAGUCAGGAACUAUAACAAUUAAAACAAUGUCAUUAAUGGAAACGUAAGUUAUAAAAUUCAGUUUUUUUAAAAAAAAAACAAACAUUGGUAGGCAAACUAGUUCAUUCAGGAGGUAUACAGUUUGAAUCUCAGCUCAGAGUGCUGUACAGUCUGAGGCUUUGGUAAAUUACAGGAAAGUUCCAUGACCAUUCAUCUCACCAAUCACAAUCAUCUUUUUAUUAUUAUUAUUAUUAUUCAGUGCUGCAUGACCUCUGUAGUUGACACAGUAUAAUUAAAAGGGAACACGCACUGCUGCCAGCAGGGAUGUUACAGUGUAAUAGCAGAGUUAUUUAAUGUCUAUGUUACUUAUUAUUAAGUCAGUUACUGAUGCUGUGCUGGAAAUUAGUGACAGGCUUUGUUUUUAUCAAUUUCCUCUGUUGGAACUGAAUGAGAAGACAAUACGGUUAUGUUCAAAUGAGAUGGUAGACCUUGGAGUGGUCAUGUUUUGUGCUCUUGCUUGUAGUUGGCAGGACUGUAGAUAGAAGAAGCUUUAUAUUAAUGCAUGGUGGAAGUGUUGGCUGUCAUGUGGACAAUUUUAAGUUGCAUUGCUAGAUUCCUACUUGUCUGUCUCAACUCAGUUUUUCAAUUACAACUUUGGAAUUAAUUGCCCUGAGUCUGAAACUUGUGUGGGUCUCAGGCUAGAACAUUUAAAUCACAAACACAUUUUUACUGAGUCAAGCUUGAUACUUUUUUGACUAUUAUAUUUGUCAGACUGUCCAAAAAUUAAAAGAAAAAGAAAUUUGUGUUGAAGCUGGAGAUCUAUGUUUUGUUUUUAAUCAGUAUAGAUCCUGUAUUAAAAGAGGUAUGCUAAACAAUGUGGCAUUUAAGAAAUCACAUUCCAGCCCAAUAUAAUCCUUCCAACAUUGUUAGAAAAAUGGUAUACAUGAGGCCAUGGCCCAUAAAAGGUAACAAAGUUUUUUUUUUCCUUUUCUCCCCCACCCCCCUUCUUUGGGUUACAAGCAGGCAAGACUAUGUAGAUGGUAUGCUUGAAAUUCAACUCAGGGCAUGAAUAGUUCAGGAAAACUUUGUACAAAUUGAUUUUGUAAAGUUGUCCAUGUGGUGUAACACUAGGAAACUUCUCAGCCUGCAUGUUGGCAUAUCCAGCGCACGUUAUUAAAUCUGGACUCAGUUGUCGAUGACCACCACUGACAUUGUGUGGUUUUGCAUUUUCAUUUAAGAGAUUGUAUUUUCAUGUGUUUGCUGUUUUAAGGUAGGGAGAAGAAUAUUUCUGCUAAUAACUGCAGCUACAUGGCAAAUCUGACACGUUUGUGCCAGGGAGACCAGAGAAUCAUAUAAGUGUUCACAAAAUUCUGUCAUACAGACGAGAUGUAGGUAUCGUGAUUAAAUUACUGAGUAAAAUGUUUCAUUGCAACAUUUAAGAAGGAGGCGGAACCCAUGUGGUAUGCCAAUGGCAAACCCAGUUUGGCAUGAAUGUGUUAAAAAUAGUACAUUUUAGUUGACGUAUCUACUGAAUCUUUUGUGCCAUGUUCAGGCUGAGAAGUUAUGGAGGACAAAGACUGAUGAUUGCUGACAAGCAGCCUUUUAUAAGAAGCAGCUAAAUAAAAUCGCCUUAUUGUGGUGUGUCGUGUGUGUUGUAUAAACCUAUGGGGUGAAAGAGCACAGCAACAGAAAAUAAAGAGUAAAUGGAAAUUGUGUACUGGAUGGUAAAGUGUUUGUAAACCAGAGUGGCCACAGCAAUGACUGGACAGGCAUACCACAAUAUGUUUCAUUUAAAAAUAGUACUUUUCCGUUAGAAUUCCUCAGGUUCUUCCAGACACCCGCCAUCAAGUCCUUGACCUCUGCAUACUGUUUCACAAGUAAUUUUCUUUUAGAAAGGGAAACAAUUGAGGUAGUCAAAAAAUUAAUGUGUUUAUAAAAUUAGUAUCUCAUUGCUUUUUGUUGAUGUAUUUUAAAAUAAUAUUAACACACAAAGAAGAUCUAGUGUUAAUGUAUUGUGUACACAUAAGGUGUUUACAACCCAUAGUUUUGGAAUCCCUGACAUAGGUAUUGAAGAUAGUUUCCAAAAUUUCUGCAUGUAAGUGGUCGCUGGAAGACAGUAAAGAUAUAAGCAAUCGGUAAAUGGAAAAUUACAAACCACCUGCUCAGUACUGCGCUAUUUGAGUGAGUUAUAGUGCACCAACUUUUCGCUUUGAUUUUGGACACCUGAUAAAUCCUUAACGGAAGGGUUAGUUUUCAUAUUUUCAGUAAUUAACAGUUGUGAUUCUUUUAUCAAGGUUUCCUGCCAUCUAAUCCUUUCUCAUAUUAUAUUCAAUCGCAGGACAUUGAAUCGUGUUCUUGAAGCUUGUUGCAUUGUAUUUGCUCUGAUUCGUUUUGAGAGCUGAAUAACACUGCUUUUGUAGACUGUGUAAGUGGACAGCCUGUGGCCUCUCUGUGUGAGUUUUAUUAAGAACAAAAAUUAAAGCUGUGAUUAAGUUUGAGCCCCUGUAAUGUAGGAGUGAGGGCUUUAAAUGUCGUUGGUUCCAACAGUGUCCCAUAGAACACUUCUAAUGCCAAGCUAUGUGAGGGCUGUGAUGUUAUAGCAGUUGGGGCAGGUGCGAGUCAUAUUGGCGGCUCUGACUAUAGCUGUUGAGAUAUGUAUUACAGUUUUAAUGAUCAUCUGCAGCACUAGUCAGUCAAAAUUUAUGGUGCACUUUUAUGGGAACUGUUGGUUCUAGUUGUAUGGCAGUGUGAAUUUAAAACAGAAGUGUUCCUCAUCUUUUGGUGCUGCUGCUCUCUGAUUAUUAUUGCACAAAGAUCAGUGGUGGCAGCUAACGGAGAGAUCUUUGUGUGAUUCGGUGGCAGACGGCAGAUUGCUGUGGCCUUAUGAUGCACCUUGUCUUUCUUGGAAACACGUGCUCUUGAGCAUUAAUAUUGUUUGUAGGUCUUACUGCGGGAACCUUUUAACUGCUAAGAAUGAUGUAGCAUUCCAAUCUGAUAAGAUAGGCUUUAUGUGAAAGAAUGUUUCACUUUUAUAAACUUUAGGUAAAUAUAAACUGUAAAAUUUGAAGCUUUUGUGGUGAGUAAAUGCACUAAAAUUCUCUUAGAUAAUCAGCUGUGUCAAAAGUGAGUUAAAAAACCAAUGAUUUUUAUAUCUGUUGUGUGUCCAUUGACCACGAUGAUAUUGAUGGAGCAGGUGUCCGUUGGGUUUUUACUAAACUUUUUGACAUGAAUUUUAGUGCAAAUAUAAACUGAAGAAUUCCAUAACAUCUGAUUUACAGGUGCUGUAAAUUGUUGGAUUCACAUUAUUAUUAUUGUUACGAUCAUCGGCGCAUAAAACAUUUGGCGUUGUUCUGUAAAUCAAGCGGUUACAAAACAGUUUUCACAUAUUUUGAAGUGACAACCUGUUUCUUCCAAACCUUUCAGUUUUUAAAAAUUUGUUGAAUCGUAGUUUGUUUUUUGAACAUCAUAUCUGACAACAAAAUUAAGUAGUAUUGAUCUUUGGUAAUAGUGGCAGUUUAUAUGUUAAAACGAUUACAUUGAAAAGGUUUAUAUAUUUGUUUUAUGUCUGGCAACGUUUCUGUCUCGAUGUAUUUUUGUAGUAUUGUAAUUUUAUUUUAGUAGUAGCUCAAGAGUGGUCGUUUCUCAGGAUAAACUCGAGGAGCCGUGUUAAUUAAAACAGAUGGGUGACAAAGAAGAACAUUCCAUGGAUUACUGACCAUGUUUAAUUGAUAUUGUUUAGUGUAGUCGAAAGAUAAAUGACAAACUGGCAGUAAGUCACAGUUUAUCUAUACUAUAUUGUAAUGCUCACGCUCGCAAACAUGUUGGACAAUAGCACGCUCCAGUUUUAUGUUCUGGCACCAACACAGAACCAGCCUCUUGUCAGCAGCUGGAAACUCUGACCUUGUCAUCACCAGCUGCAGGCUAAAAAUGUUUGUGGCGAGGUCACAGUCCCAGCGCCUUGCCUUGUGUGCAGAUGCAUGUGAAUCUCAGAUAUGACGAGCAUCUGGCGACUUGUUGGUGCGAGACAUGCCCUCAUUUUUCCACAGUUUUGGGUACAGAGAAGCAAAACUUAAACACAAUGGAAAGAAAGAAAUAUAAUAAAGCCACUGUAACUCAAAA
Zootermopsis nevadensis is the source of this 13637-nucleotide messenger RNA. It is a transcript of the gene wit, whose product is annotated as kinase protein wishful thinking. Gene Ontology annotation, molecular function: ATP binding; transforming growth factor beta receptor activity. The record is from RefSeq and is a predicted model, not a curated record. NCBI's taxonomy places the organism in Eukaryota, Metazoa, Arthropoda, Insecta, Blattodea, Termopsidae. Gene Ontology annotation, biological process: BMP signaling pathway; protein phosphorylation; cellular response to growth factor stimulus. Gene Ontology annotation, cellular component: plasma membrane; signaling receptor complex.